AAAAUGCAAGUUUCUACACAUUCAAGAGAAACAGAGACAGAGAGCUUGACAGACGGCUGGAGAGACACUCACUUACUCAACAGAAGCCACAGUGUAAUCUCCCCUUGGUUUGAUUAUGCCUUUAAAAUCACUCCCAACCACAGCAAACGAGAGUAUUGCUGUACAAACUGAGGAGCAGAAAGUGGAUGUGCGGCACAAGCAUCAUGUUAAAGAUGAUGAGACAGACUUUGAUGGGUGGAAAGAAACCAGAGCCCAGACAUCAUUAUCCAGAAACCUCACAUUUGCACAUCACAAUCAGAAGGUGGUGGGUGUUUUCACCACUGAGGUCAUUCCUUUAGGGACCCGCUUCGGCCCACUGCUCGGACAACAUAUUCACCCUGAGGAUAUGCCUGCAAACAUCCACAGGAAACACAUCUGGAUGAUCUUUUCAGAGGGGCGAUUACAUCACUUCCUGUCUUGUGAGAAUGAGAGUUGCAGCAACUGGAUGCGCUUUGUAAACUAUGCUUCGUCUCCUGGGCAACAGAAUCUUGCCGCAUUCCAAAUCGGAAUGCAGAUUUACUUCUAUGCCAUGAAGGUUCUAAAGCCGGGGGAGGAGCUACUGGUGGGGCGGAGCCUAGAACAUGAGCAGCCAAUGAACACCAGCCUCAGAACUGUCUGUCAAAAACAAGCACCUCCCACACACUCUUCUUCUCAAGGUAAAGAUCAAGUGAGGAAGAGAAAGCGAGGUCACACGGUCACUGAGAUCCUGGAUCUGGAUCCCUGUACUGAUCAUCACACUGAAACUCCUCCAAACAAACCGUUUAGUGCUAUCACGCAAACAAUAUAUAGAGAAAAAGUGACCAGAGACCUGCAGAAUCCAAAAUUACCUCUAUUUUCAAUGACUGAUGCCAUCUCUGACGUCCCUUUAAACUUGAAAAUGGCCUCUAGUGUAGAAGAACAUGUAUACACCUCAGCAAUCCCACAAUCCUCUAUGCCAAAGUAUAUAUGGUCUGUUAUUCAAUACGCGCCAUCACAUCAGCCAAUGGGAUUUGGCCAAACAACACCACACAUGUUCCAUAAAAUUUCACCAAUCCACAUUUAUCCAUCUCUAUUGCAUCCAACAUCCAAUGAGAAUCAUCUUUCAUUAGCAUUGACUAAUAGAGGCAACCCCAAAAUUAAAGUGACAGACUCCUCAAAGAGAGAAAAUAAUCCUAAAGGCUCCACAAAACAACUGUCAGACCUCAGUAAUGCAACCGGUCCAUCUCCGGCUGAAGUGUCCAGUGCUGAUGACAUCACAGCCCAGAGAGACUCACCUGAGAUGGGCGUGGCUUCCUCAUGUGUCUCCGCCUCCACCCGCCAAGAGCAACAGACUGUUGGUUACAAGGCUUUACCGUAUCCUUUACAGAAACAGAAUGGAAAGAUCCAGUAUAAAUGUAACGUGUGCGAGAAGAACUUCAGUCAGCUGUCCAAUCUGAAGGUUCACCUGAGGGUUCACAGCGGUGAGAAACCAUACAUGUGCAAUAUCUGCAGAAAGAACUUUUCCCAGCUGGCUCACCUUCAAAAGCACAUUCAGGUUCAUACGGGAGAAAAACCAUAUGAAUGCCAUGUGUGUAGCAGGCGCUUCAGCAGCUGCAGUAACCUGAAGACUCACCUGCGGCUUCACUCGGGUGAACGGCCGUAUGUCUGUAAGCAGUGCCUCGCCAGCUUCACCCAGCACAUCCACCUGCAGCUGCACAGACGGCUUCACGCCAGACCGCGCUCCCACUGCUGCCCGCAUUGCUCUCGCAGGUACACACACCUGUGCAGCCUGCAGAUCCACCUGCACCAGUUCUGUCCCGCCUCCAGCCUCACAGGCCCCGCCUCUCAGCUGUGCCGAGCCAAUGACGAGAUCGAGAUAUUUGAUCUGAGUGAAGGUGCAGCGAAGCUUGAGGCUGGCAUGGAGGCGGAGUCUAUAAAGAAGAUGUGUCAGGUGAUCUGGGCACUUGCAGGUCGUCCAGCAGGGAGCAGCACAGGCCCAAACAAUCACACAUGAAACUUCAAGUUCUGUUUCUCCAAAGGUUUGCAUUAAACAGGACGGUGAUCAGUAAAUUGUCUGAUAUUCUAUUACUGAAUACAUUUGACACUUUGAUUUAGC
Carassius carassius (crucian carp) is the source of this 2113-nucleotide messenger RNA. RefSeq names its product PR domain zinc finger protein 1-like. Gene Ontology annotation, biological process: regulation of transcription by RNA polymerase II; cell fate commitment. The coding region runs from base 116 to 2011 and encodes 631 amino acids. The record is from RefSeq and is a predicted model, not a curated record. Gene Ontology annotation, molecular function: histone deacetylase binding; DNA-binding transcription factor activity; RNA polymerase II cis-regulatory region sequence-specific DNA binding. The transcript has 7 exons. Gene Ontology annotation, cellular component: cytoplasm; nucleus. NCBI's taxonomy places the organism in Eukaryota, Metazoa, Chordata, Actinopteri, Cypriniformes, Cyprinidae.